Molecule: messenger RNA, 1813 nt
Organism: Impatiens glandulifera
Lineage: Eukaryota; Viridiplantae; Streptophyta; Magnoliopsida; Ericales; Balsaminaceae
Product: UPF0481 protein At3g47200-like
Exons: 1
Coding region: 42-1649 (535 amino acids)
Source: RefSeq, a predicted model, not a curated record
AGAGAGAGAAAUAGAUAAAAGAUAAGAACAGAACCUUGAAAAUGGUGGCCGUCUUCAACAAAGAUCUUUUGAGUUGGUAUUUGAUAACCCUCAAACUCAAAGAAACUGUAGAAGCUGGAAUUCAGAACUCCAAUUCUCCCACACCCACUAACACCACCACCCGAUCCAUCGAAUUCUCCGGUCAAUCAGAUCCACUUCAGAUUCAAAUCAAUCAUGAUUUCCAAAAUGUUCAUCAUCUACCUGAGAUAACCCACAAAUCACCUCCACCUGAAUCCGAAUGGAUCAUCAGCAUCAAAGACAAACUAGAUCAAGCCAACCAAGAAGAUUCAGCAGGAUCAUGGAAUAAACUCACUGUCUACAGAAUUCCUCAAUGCCUACGUAACGGCGAUGAAAAGGGUUACAUCCCUCAGAUCGUCUCCCUAGGGCCGUAUUACCAUAGCCGGAAGCGUCUUCGAUCAAUGGAGCGUCAUAAAUGGAGAGCAGUUCAUCACAUCCUUAAACGAACAAAACAGGAUAUCAAUCUUUUUCUAGAAUCCGUCAAGGAACUUGAAGAACGUGCACGCGACUGCUACGAAGGGCCGAUUGGACUCAACAGUAAUGAAUUCAUAGAGAUGAUGGUUUUAGACGGUUGUUUUAUCCUAGAACUCUUCCGUGGCGUGGCUGAAGGUUUCUCCUCAUUAGGCUACUCAAGAAGUGAUCCGAUUUUCGCUAUCCGUGGAUCGAUGCAUUCGAUUCAACGAGAUAUGAUAAUGUUGGAAAAUCAGUUACCUCUGUUCGUCCUUGACCGACUUCUCGGCCUUCAAUUCAGACAACCAGAACAGAGAGGUUUGGUAGCGGAGUUAGCAAUCCGGUUCUUCGAUCCCCUAAUGCCAACCGAUGAGCCAUUGACAAAAACCGAUAGAAACAAACUUGAAUCGUCUCUAAGAUUCAAUGACAAAUCGAUGAUUCCAUUCGAUCCAUUAUCAGAUCAAGGAGGUCUCCACUGUCUGGACGUAUUCCGUCGCAGUCUUCUCCGUAAAGGUCCAAAACCAGAGCCAAGAACAUGGAUCAAGCGAUGGUCACACACUAACCGAGCUGCGGAUAAACGACGACAACAACUAAUCCACUGCGUAACAGAGUUAAGAGAAGCAGGAAUCAAGUUUAAGAAACGAAAAACAGAUAGAUUUUGGGAUAUAAGAUUUGAAAACGGAAUACUUCGAUUACCUCGUUUGUUAAUCCACGACGGAACGAGAUCUCUAUUCUUAAACCUAAUUGCGUUCGAACAAUGUCAUUUGGAUUGUAGUAAUGAUAUAACUUCUUACGUGAUAUUCAUGGAUAAUUUGAUCGAUUCGCCGGAGGAUGUAGCGUAUUUGCAUUACUGCGGGAUAAUUGAACAUUGGCUGGGGAGUGAUGCGGAAGUGGCGGAUCUGUUCAAUCGGUUGUGUGAAGAGGUGGUUUUCGAUCUGAAUAAUAGUUAUCUAUCGGUGUUAUCGGAGCGGGUGAAUAAGUAUUAUAAUCAUCGGUGGAAUACGUGGAGAGCGAUAUUGAAACAUCGGUAUUUUGGAAAUCCAUGGACGAUCGUAUCCGUGCUUGCUGCUGUGGUUCUGCUUAUACUCACUUUUGCUCAGACCUUCUAUGGGAUUUAUGGUUAUUACACACCACAUUCAUGAUGACAGAUGAAGAAGAAGAAAGAAAAAAUAUUUUUAUUAAAGACUUCAACAAAUUAUUUGAAUUUUUUACCCAAAAUUAAAUAAAUAUCUAUAUGAGUUAUGUAAUAGUUAAAAUUGAUUGUAUUAAUAAUUUGUUUAUUUUAAUAUUUGAAAACUUGGUUUUU